Prunus avium (sweet cherry) is the source of this 554-nucleotide messenger RNA. NCBI's taxonomy places the organism in Eukaryota, Viridiplantae, Streptophyta, Magnoliopsida, Rosales, Rosaceae. The record is from RefSeq and is a predicted model, not a curated record.
UCGAAGCAUCAAGAUAUGUAAUUGUCAUUCUUUCACGAAACUAUCUCAAUUCUACAUGGUGCUUGGAUGAGCUUGUAAAGGCUGUUGAAUGCAUGAACCUGAUGGGACAAACAAUACUCCCAGUUUUCUAUCAUGUGGAUCCAUCCGAGGUACGAAAGAAAGCAGAUUCUGGGGAAGCCUUCUCUAAGCAUGAAGAAGCCUUUAAAGACAAUAAACAGAAUGUGCAAAGAUGGAGAGAUGCACUUACUCAAGUUUCCAAUCUCUCUGGAUGGCAUUUACAAGAUGAUUAUGAAUCAAAAGUUAUUCAAGAUAUCGUAGGAAAGAUUUUCACUGAAUUAAAUCAACCAAUCUCAAGUGUAGCCACAGAUUUAGUUGGGAUGGAUUCUCGCGUGAAAGAAAUGCUUUCUUGCUUAGACAUGGGGCUGCAUAAAGUUUGUGUCAUAGGGAUUUUGGGCAUUGGGGGAAUAGGUAAGACAACUGUUGCAAGAGUUGUUUACGAGAGGAUAUGUGCUCAAUUCGAAGCUUGCAGCUUUCUUGCCAAUGUUAGAAUUUAG